This is a messenger RNA of Apis mellifera (honey bee), 521 nucleotides long. It is a transcript of the gene Srp14, whose product is annotated as signal recognition particle 14 kDa protein. The transcript is spliced from 4 exons. Gene Ontology annotation, cellular component: signal recognition particle, endoplasmic reticulum targeting. Bases 134 to 460 code for a protein of 108 amino acids. NCBI's taxonomy places the organism in Eukaryota, Metazoa, Arthropoda, Insecta, Hymenoptera, Apidae. The record is from RefSeq and is a predicted model, not a curated record. Gene Ontology annotation, molecular function: endoplasmic reticulum signal sequence receptor activity; 7S RNA binding. Gene Ontology annotation, biological process: SRP-dependent cotranslational protein targeting to membrane.
UCCAUAAUAUUAAGUUCUUUACAGUAUCAUUGCGUUGUCAUUUGAAGUAACUGAAUGAUCGAAUAUUAACAUAGUAAAGUGUUAUGUUAUUUAUUUUUAAUAAAUUUUAAAAACAUAUGUUGAAGUUAACAAAAUGGUUUUGCUGGAAAAUGAUGCGUUUUUAGUGGAAUUGACACGACUUUUCGACAAAUCUCGACUUUCUGGUUCUGUAGUACUUACUAUUAAAAGGUUUAAUGGACAUAAUAAACCAGUGCCUAGAGAAGGUAGACCUCCCUUACCAACACCAAGUGAAUUUCUUUGCUUAGUAAGAGCUACAUUAAGGUCAAAAAAGAUUUCCACUGUUAUACAUUCUAAGGAUGUAAAUAAAUUUCAACAAGCAUAUUGGAACUUAUUAAAGUCAAAUAUCAAUGGUCUUAAAAAAUUGAAAAAAGUAAAAUCUGUAAAACCUAAAGUUCAUUGAUAUUUUGAUAUUCACUAUUUAACAUUUAUGUAUUAUAUGUUAUUAAAACUUUUGAUUAACA